AUGGAUGUCACAACAAAUGUAACAAGUUUGGGUUGCUGUGUCGCCUCACUAGAGGGCGAAGAGUACCUAUGCUGCAGCGUUUGCAAGUUAGCAUUUCAUUAUGACUGUUUGAGUAUCACCAAGGCACAACAAACAGAGAUUAAUUGGAGAUGUCCUGAGUGCACGCGACUCAAACCUAAGAAUAUAAUUGAUGACAACAUGCCUGUACGAUCCGAUGCUAGACCAAAGGCACUCUUAAACAAAACUUUGCUAAGCGAUCAUCUAAAAGGCCAGCAAUUUCAUCUCCACCAGAAACGCAUUCCAAUGACGCCA
Molecule: messenger RNA, 312 nt
Organism: Brenthis ino (lesser marbled fritillary)
Lineage: Eukaryota; Metazoa; Arthropoda; Insecta; Lepidoptera; Nymphalidae
Source: the annotation of a GenBank genome assembly